UAUUCUUGUGAACCUCGUCUGUACAGAUGGCAUACCGGUAAUGCUACAAUAAAAAACGUCCCUAUAUGUGGAGACUACUGCGAUUCUUGGUAUGAAGCGUGUAAAGAUGACGAAACAUGCAUAAAAAAUUGGUUAAUUGGCUUCGAUACUCCGGAUAACACGUGUCCAAAAGACGCUAAAUGUCAAACAUUUAAGGAGAUGUACGGCAGUGGCAAAGAGGUAUGCAAUAAGAUGUGGGGAACAUCAUUCCGUUAUGUUGACCCAAAGUGCCCAUGUAGUAGAAUGGAUCAACCUAUUCCAAGCAACGUUGAUGAAACAUCCACUUGCUCAGGUGGUGAAAAAAUGAUGGCCUCGUUCUAUGGCUUUUAUCUCAUCAUUUUCAUGGCUAUUAAGUUGUCUUAGUUUUUGUCUACUUUAUCACUUUUUUAUUUACUCGGAGAAGCGUAAACGUUUAGGUUUAAUAUUUAGAAUUCAGUAACCUUGUGAUUAGAAUAACAUCAGGCAUAAGAAUACUGAUAUAUGUACGUAUUCAAAUGUCAGUAUUAAAAAAAAAAAAUUGUUUGAAAAAUGGACAUGAGGCAGUAAACCAUUUACGCAAUAUUUAAGAUAAUGAUCAAUGUAUUUACAGUUGCAAUAAAAAUGUCUUAGUUUAUGGUUGAAUUUACAGAAAACUUCGAAACGGCUUCUGCAAACUAUUGACAGUAUUGUUAUUUGCACCUUAACUUUUUGACCAGGAUAGUUUGCUGCGCGACUAUUGCUCAUUUACUGUUUGUGUACAAAUCAAAGGUAGCAUGUAAACUAGGUUUGGCUUCUAAUGACGAACGUCUGGUUUCAUUUUAAACACAGUGCAGUGGAUACUUAAUCCAGCCCAAUUUUGUAUCACUAUGUAGUUCAAAACGCCCAAGAUUAUAUCCACGACAAC
Messenger RNA from Dendronephthya gigantea, 922 nucleotides. RefSeq names its product riboflavin-binding protein-like. Gene Ontology annotation, cellular component: external side of plasma membrane. The transcript is spliced from 2 exons. Lineage: Eukaryota; Metazoa; Cnidaria; Anthozoa; Malacalcyonacea; Nephtheidae. The annotation marks the transcript as partial. Gene Ontology annotation, molecular function: riboflavin binding; signaling receptor activity; riboflavin transmembrane transporter activity. The record is from RefSeq and is a predicted model, not a curated record.